Molecule: messenger RNA, 523 nt
Organism: Harmonia axyridis
Lineage: Eukaryota; Metazoa; Arthropoda; Insecta; Coleoptera; Coccinellidae
Product: prefoldin subunit 1
Exons: 3
Coding region: 130-492 (120 amino acids)
Biological process (GO): protein folding
Cellular component (GO): cytoplasm; prefoldin complex
Molecular function (GO): protein folding chaperone
Source: RefSeq, a predicted model, not a curated record
CGAUUAGUAAUAUGAUCAUAGAAAACAUCAGUAUCUGCGUUUAGUUCCUAUAAUUCAUGCCUUUUUUUGGAUUAAGGGAAGGCUGUUUCUGAAAUUGAAGUUAUUGAUAGAAAUUUAACUUGCAUUAAAAUGUCGAAGGUUGAUUUGGAACUUAAAAAGGCAUUCACUGAACUUCAGGAGAAGCAAAUUGAAACUAGUCAAAAGCUGAGAUUGGCAGAUAUCCAAAUAGAAAACUUAAAGAAGAAUAAACAGCAUGCUUUAUUCACUGAAAGUCAAAUUUCUUCAUUAGAUGCAAAUACCAAAACAUAUGAAUCUGUAGGAAGGAUGUUUGUCGCUACCCCAGUUGAAACUAUAAAAAAUAAUUUGCAGAAAAAACAAAGUUUCGCUGAAGAAAAAAUUAAAAUUCUGGAAAAUAAUAAAGUUUACCUUGAAAAUAGUUUGAAAGAGGCAACUAACAGUUUGAGAGAAUUAGUAAAUCAAAAGAAAUGUUGAAAUAUUUAUUUAUAAUAUAAAUUGAAAAAUA